UUUCUUUUGCAGAUGGCGUCGCAGAUAUUCAUGGCGCUGAAGCGCAAAAAGCGCAUGUCAGACGAGAGCGGUGGCAGCCCCUUGGCGCGGGUGCUCACCCUCUUGGACCUCACGGCCCUCGGGGUAGGAGCCACCCUCGGCUUGGGGGUGUACGUCUUGGCGGGGUCCGUGGCCAAGACGGUGGCGGGACCGGCCGUGUGCCUGUCUUUCCUGGUGGCGGCGGUAGCUUCGGCGGUAGCAGGUUUGUGCUAUGCCGAAUUCGCAGCUAGAGUUCCGAAAGCGGGUUCUGCUUACGUUUACAGUUACGUCAGCGUCGGCGAAUUCGCCGCCUUCGUCAUAGGAUGGAACCUGAUUCUGGAAUACGUCAUCGGUACAGCUAGUGUCGCAAGAGGUAUGAGCAACUACAUAGAUGCUCUAACGGACAAAAGAAUUCGAAAGACCCUUACGGAAUGGAUGCCGAUGGAUAUCGAUUUUUUGUCACCUUAUCCAGAUUUCCUGUCGUUUAUUUUCGUCAUAGCAUUAACAGGGAUACUGGCGUUCGGAGUGAAAGAAUCUUCAACCAUGAACAAUGCCUUCACCGUUCUCAAUUUGAUAACCAUUGUUGUUGCGAUAGUUGCAGGUUCAAUUAAAGCCGACGUGAAAAACUGGCGCAUAAACGUCGCUGACAUCGACGACAAAUACAAGGCGGCGGCGGGCGCGGGCGGCUUCCUGCCCUUUGGCGUGUCGGGCGUGACAGCGGGCGCCGCCAAGUGCUUCUACGGCUUCGUGGGCUUCGACGCGGUCGCCACCACCGGCGAAGAGGCGAAAAACCCCCAGAGGGACAUCCCGCUGUCCAUCGUCGUCUCGUUGUCCAUCAUCUUCGCCGCCUACUUCGCUAUUUCUACCGUGCUCACCAUGGUCUGGCCCUACUAUUUGCAAGAUGCCGACGCCCCGUUCCCGUACGUCUUCGAGCAGAUCGGCUGGAACUCCAUCAAGUGGGUGGUGACGGUGGGCGCCAUCUUCGCGCUGUGCACCAGCCUGCUGGGCGCCAUGUUCCCGCUGCCGCGCGUCAUCUACGCCAUGUCCAAGGACGGCGUCAUCUUUAAGUCGCUGGCGAAGGUCAACACCUACACGCAGACGCCCUUGAUCGCCACGGCGCUCUCGGGGUUGCUGUCAGGUAUCAUGGCUACUAUUUUUGAUCUGGACCAGUUGAUAGAUAUGAUGUCUAUUGGAACCUUGAUGGCUUACACCAUAGUUGCUAUAUCAGUUUUAAUUUUAAGAUAUGACAUUGACGAAAAUGAAGAGUAUCCUGGCCUAGAAAUAAAAGAAAAAACAGAGACAGUCGAGCAGUACAUGGGGAACAGAUUCAAGGCGAUUUUCAAUUUGAACAACAACAAGUAUCCGACCAAAGAUUCGUCCACGAUAGUCAAUUGGAGCAUUGUGAUGUUUAGUGUAUUCACUGGCCUCUUCUGUGCCACUGUUAUCAAUGGAAAAAGUCAAGUUUUUAAUGACACUUUCUAUCUGUUGGGAUUUAUAAUAACUCUCGUUAGCAUGCUGACGUUGUUAGUUAUCAUUGCCAGGCAGCCAACAUCUGACACAAAAUUAUCUUUCAAGGUCCCGCUGGUGCCUUAUAUUCCAUGUCUUAGUGUGCUUUUCAACUUGUACUUGAUGUUGGAAUUAGAUUUACAUACAUGGAUAAGAUUUUCGGCGUGGUUGGUGAUAGGUUUCCUCAUUUACUUCUUUUAUGGAAUACAACACAGCGAGGAAAAUCCGAAUAGAAGAAAAACGAUGUCUAUAACGUCGAAAGACGAUAAGGAAGUCACCAAGUUUUGA
Phaedon cochleariae (mustard beetle) is the source of this 1812-nucleotide messenger RNA. Lineage: Eukaryota; Metazoa; Arthropoda; Insecta; Coleoptera; Chrysomelidae. The record is from the annotation of a GenBank genome assembly.